Gadus morhua (Atlantic cod) is the source of this 5694-nucleotide messenger RNA. It is a transcript of the gene clec16a, whose product is annotated as C-type lectin domain containing 16A. The transcript is spliced from 25 exons. Lineage: Eukaryota; Metazoa; Chordata; Actinopteri; Gadiformes; Gadidae. Bases 241 to 3633 code for a protein of 1130 amino acids. The record is from RefSeq and is a predicted model, not a curated record. Gene Ontology annotation, cellular component: Golgi apparatus; late endosome. Gene Ontology annotation, biological process: regulation of autophagosome maturation; endosomal transport; vacuolar transport.
GAUUGUAGUUUUAUCACGUUGCCGUUCCAAUCCAAAAUCAUGCCAUUUUCGACCGAAAUUAACUUCAAUACCCAGUGUACUCCUAUACAAAAUCUUUUACGCGAAAUUGCUAUCACCUUCUGGUUGCUGCUGUAGCUAUCUGUGCAAGUGACAGGGAAGUGGGUGUAAUGGACUGAUCCUCAUACCAACAAUAUCAAAAUAAGGCGCCUGUUAAAGCCUCGGCUGCUGUUAAACUAAACCAUGUUCGGCCGCUCGCGAAGCUGGGUUGGAGGUCAAGGGAAGGCGAAAAAUAUUCAUUCCCUGGAACAUUUAAAGUACAUGUACCAUGUGCUUACGAAGAAUACCACGGUGACUGAACACAACAGAAAUCUGCUGGUGGAGUCCAUUCGUUCAAUCACGGAGAUUCUCAUCUGGGGAGACCAGAAUGACAGCUCGGUGUUUGACUUCUUUCUGGAGAAGAACAUGUUUGCCUUCUUCUUAAACAUCCUACGUCAGAAGUCCGGCCGCUAUGUCUGUGUUCAGCUCCUGCAGACCUUAAACAUACUGUUUGAGAACAUCAGCCAUGAGACCUCUCUCUAUUACCUGCUGUCGAACAACCAUGUGAACUCCAUCAUCGUCCACAAGUUUGACUUCUCUGAUGAGGAGAUCAUGGCCUAUUACAUCUCCUUCCUCAAAACGCUGUCCCUCAAGCUGAACAACCACACUGUACACUUCUUCUACAACGAGAGUUCCCACACUAAUGACUUUGCCCUGUACACCGAGGCCAUCAAGUUCUUCAACCACCCCGAGAGCAUGGUGCGCAUCGCGGUCCGCACCAUCACACUCAACGUCUACAAAGUCUCAUUGGACAACCAGCACAUGCUUCACUACAUCCGGGACAAGACGGCCGUGCCCUACUUCAGCAACCUGGUGUGGUUCAUCGGCAGCCAUGUCAUCGAGCUGGACAAGUGUGUGCAGACGGACGAAGAACACAGGAACAGGGGUAAGCUGAGCGACCUGGUGGCGGAACACCUGGACCACCUGCACUACCUGAACGACAUCCUCAUCAUCAACUGUGAGUUCCUCAACGAGGUGCUGACGGACCACCUCCUCAACCGCCUCUUCCUGCCGCUCUACGUCUACUCCCUGGUCAACCCCGACACGUCUGAAGAAAGGAAGAUAAACCCUCAGGUGUCCCUCUACCUGCUCUCUCAAGUGUUUCUGAUCAUCCACUACCGGCCACUGGUCAACUCCCUGGCCGAGGUGGUCCUCAACGGGGACCUGUCCGUCUUCACCCCCUACAUGGACGCACACAACGCGCACAAGACGACAGCCGGCAGCGCUGGAGGCGUGCGGCGCUUCACCAAGCCCUCGGAGACGCUGGAGCGCUCCCUUGAGAUCCACCGCCAGCGGGGGCGCAAGCGCGCCCAGAAACGCCCCAACUACAAGAACCUGGGGGAGGGCGAGGAGGAGACGGAGACAGAGACCGCCGCCGCCGCCGCCGCCGCCGCCGCCACUGAGGACAGGACCGGGACGGGGGGAGGAGGAGAGGAGGGGGGAUGGGAGGAUGACCUCCUCCGAGGAGAGCGAGAGAGGGGGAAAGGUACAGAUGGAGGAGGAGGAGGAGGAGGGAGUUCUAAGCCGGGCAGAGCGAGUGGGGAGCGGGCAGAAGAGAUAGAGAUGGUCGUGAUGGAGAAGUGCAAGGUCUCCGACAUGACGGAGCAGAACACCACAGACGAGGAGAAGACGGCAGCGGCCACACGCAUGCAGAUACACAAGAGCAGUCCCUGGCUUCCUGUUCUCCCUGGCAGGCCCUUCCUGGACAUGGUGUUCAGUGCACUGGACUGCAGCCAUGAUGACUACCACGCUCUGUUUGUGCUCUGCCUGCUCUACGCUGUGUCCCACAGCCAAGGUAUAAACAGUGCCCUCCUGGAGCGCCUGCAGCUGCCCGUGCCCCAGCAGGAGAGGUGCUCUUACAGCCAGGGGCUGGUGGAGCGGCUCAUCAGGGUCACCAGCCAGGCCUCCCAGCCCGAUGGCAAGGUGCGUCUCGCUACACUUGAACUCAGCUGUGUUCUACUGAAGCAGUCGGUGCUUCCAGGAAACCGCUGUAUCAUCAAGGACGUGCACCUGGCCUGCAUGGAGGGCGCACGGGAAGAGAGUCUACAUCUGCUCCGAAGGUUCUACAAGGGUGAAGAGAUCUUCCUGGACAUGUUUGAAGAUGAAUAUCGCAGUAUGACGUGUAAACCUCUGAACGUAGAGUAUUUGAUGAUGGACGCCUCCAUCCUCCUCCCCCCCACUGGGACUCCGCUGACGGGGAUAGACUUUGUCAAGAGACUGCCCUGUGGAGACGUGGAAAAGACGCGCAGGGCCAUCCGUGUGUUCUUCAUGCUGCGGGCGUUGUCCCUGCAGCUCCAGGGGGAGCCGGAGACCCAGCUGCCCCUGACCCGGCCAGAGGACCUCAUCAAGACUGAUGAUGUGCUGGACCUCAACAACAGCGACCUGAUCGCGUGCAUGGUGGUGAGCAAGGACGGGGGGCAGGCCCAGAGGUUUCUGGCCGUCGACGUCUACCAGAUGAGCCUGGUGGAGCCGGAGACCAAGCGCUUGGGCUGGGGCGUGGUCAAGUUCGCCGGCCUGCUGCAGGACAUGCAGGUGUCGGGCGUGGAGGACGACAGCCGGGCGCUCAGCGUGGUCAUCCACAAGCCGGGCUCCAACCCGCACGCCAAGCCCAUGCCCAUCCUGCAGGCCAACUUCAUCUUCGCCGACCACAUCCGCUGCAUCAUCGCCAAGCAGCGGCUGGCCAAGGGCCGCAUCCAGGCGCGCCGCACCAAGAUGCAGCGGAUCGCGGCCCUGCUGGAGCUGCCCAUGCAGCCCGGCAGCACGGACGUCCUGGGCUUCGCCCAGCCCGGCCACGCCUCGCCCGGCGGCCUGCCCUUCCGCUUCUACGAGCAGUCGCGCCGCGCGCCCAACGACCCCACCGCCAGCCGCGCGCUCUUCGCCUCAGUGGACAAGGUGCCAGGCUUCGCGGUGGCCCACUGCGUGUCCCAGCACAGCCCCUCGCCGCUGUCCUCGCCCUCCCCCCCCUCCUCCAGUGGCACUGGGAGCACUGGGAGCACUGGGAGGUGCGACUCGGUCACCGCCAGCACCAUCUCCGCCCACAGCCCUGCAGACGACGGCACCUUCCUGGAGCACACCCCUCCGUCAUCAUCGGGCGGCGAGGGCGGGGGCGAGGGCGUAGGGGCGGCCUCCACCCCGCCCCCCCACCACCACCACCACCACCAGUGGGCCCUGGCCCCAAGCCUCACCCCGGCCUCCCAGCCCUCCAUCUCCCUGCUCACCGACGGCGGCGGGGCCGACACGCUGGGCGUGGAGUCGCUCACCCUGCUGCCCCCCGCCCCCCUCCCCCUCGGGCCCCCCUCCUCCAUCGCCGAGGAGGAAGAGGAAGAGGAGGAGGAGGAGGGGGGGGAGGAGGGGGUGGGGGAGGGGCCCGGCGACGCGGCCGCGACCCCGUUGGCUGAUUUCCAGGGAGGGGACUCGACCGCAGGCGAUGGGCCCCAGGAGACGAGAGAAGAAGAAGAAGAUGAUGAUGAAGAAGGAGAAGAGGGGGAGACACACAGCCAGCCGACAGACGCACUCGACUCACCAGAGCUCGACUGAAAGACAGACAGACAGACAGACAGACAGACAGACAGACAGACAGACAGACAGACAGACAGAAACACAGACAGAAACACAGACAGAAACACAGACAGAAACACAGACAGAAACACAGACAGAAACACAGACUCAGACAGAAACACAGACUCAGACAGACACACACUCAGACAGACACACAGACUCAGACAGAAACACAGACUCAGACAGACACACAGACUCAGACAGACACACUCACAUAGAGAUCAUGACACACGCACAUAGAGAUCAUUUCACACGCACAUAGAGAUCAUGACACACACACACGCACACGCGCGCGUACACAUACACACACACACACACACAAACAAUAUGGCUCCCCUGGGUGUUUUGCCUCCACACGACACCACCUACCAACGCUCAUUUCCCUUUCAGUCCAGCAGCAACAUGACACCCCAAAGACUGGGUCGCGUGAAGCAGCUUAUUGGCUGGGAGAAGGGCUGCGCUAUAUUUUUGGACAUGAUAUCCUCGUAGAUAACUGAAGAGCCAGAAUCUAAAAAAAAAGACUUCAUUUGUUGCGCGAAUAGUUAUUUCGGUGUGUAUGAGAGACUGAUUUGCAAGAACGAGGUGUGCGUUACACAUGGUUGGAUUUUUACUUGACAGAUCUGCCUCCCGGGGUCGCGUGGGUGUGUCCGUGCACACUUUUCCUUUCUACUCUUUUUGAUUUGAUCGUGGGGCGCGCGCACGUGAAAACCAGCAAUGUUUUUGGCGACCUGCCAGCUUAAAGAACCACUCCCACAUUGGACGGGCUUAUUAAUGAGUGGAUCAGAUUCACUGUAAGAGGCAACGGGGGGAAGGGGAAGCCUCCUAAUAAUAAUUUGAAUUGUGUUCUGAGCGGUCGGCUGGCUGUGUUUUUGGGUGAAGCCUGAAGCGUCUGAACUUGCGUAUGACUGCAACACAGAUGUCUGCUACCGGGACCCGGGCCCGAGGCUGAAUGUAUAAUCACGUUGCUCGUUCACCGGGCCCAAGCUUUCAAACUCCUUAAGAAAUCAAACCAGCACUAGCGCACCACAUAUCCCGGCAAACUUACCAUUUCUGAAUCGUCGGAAGAAAUAAUCGCGUUGAUUUUCUUUUUUUUCCGUUGAAUCUUUUAACCCGUGUUGAAUGAUUAACCCAUAGGGCUAUUUGGAGCCUUCUUUGUGUAACUCUGUGCAAGAAGCAUGCCCUGCGCACGUUAAAAGUGGUGUUUCUCCUGCACAAAGUGUCUUAUUCGUUGUGACCGGUUUAUACCUUACUUGGAAUAAGAGGGUCCUCAGCUUAACACACUCCUGUGCACUUUGGUUCAAGAUCAGACACCAAGGCAAGAAUCCAACUCGGAUGAUGAUGAUAUAUUUACUGGGGUUAUGUCUCCCAAUAGGUCUUUGUUCAUAGAAUUUCUCAAACAGAUAACAGAACGUAACCAGCUCUGUUGUAUCCUUUGCUGUCUAUGUAUAGAAUGUAUAGGGAAGAACUACCUGCAAAAUAAGUACUUGAGCAUUGGCGUUAAGGCAAAGAAAAUAGAUUUGUGUCAAUGCAGAAUCCACUGUAAAUCACCAUCAGUAAUUGUUCUUGUGCCCAAGAGAAACGAUUCACCAACAGGACGACGAAACAGCCCAAAUCUAUUAUGAAACGAUGGUUUCAUUUGGUCAGUCUACCGGAUAUCAGGUUUUUGGGAGGGGUUUCUUACUAUUUUUUUGUGGUGUUCUGCGAUGGUUCUUUAAUUUAAUCGACACAAUAUAUAAAAGCAUACAUUUUGGAGAAAAGCACAAAAUACAUGCCAGUAUUGGAUUGGUUAGUUAGCUGUUGGCCUGAGAGGAAGUGAAAAAUAGCUUUAAUUAGAUUUCUAACAUGUGUACAUGUCUCAUGGAAGGCCCAUUCCUCACAUCAGUUAUUCAUGCUAUAUAUAUAUAUAUACAUAAUUUCUGCGAGUCAUAUGUUUGUAUGCUAUGUAAAAAGGCUUAAGGCUUUUAAAACCUGUAAUUAUUAUUAUUAUUAAUGACCUGACAGAGAAAUAAUCAAUGUAUUGCAAUAAAUUAUUCUACCUAA